UGGGUAUCAAAGUCUUGAAGAAUAACUCAUUGAUCAGUCUCCAACAAGGCACAGAGUUGGUUGUACUCACCUUUAUAGAAAAAAAAAAGUAUUUCAGGGAAAACGUUCGUGUUAUUCUGUUUACGUCAUUUCUUUUCACUUGGACGAGCAAACAGGGCAGCUGCAAUGUGGAUUCAAGUGCGCACAAUGGAUGGGAAGGAAACCCACCGGGUGGAUUCCCUGUCCAAACUAACCAAGGUGGAUGAGCUACGUCUUAAAAUUGAAGAACUCUUCAAGGUCGAACCGGAAAGACAACGCUUGUUCUAUCGCGGUAAGCAGAUGGAGGAUGGCCACACAAUAUUUGACUACAAUGUUGGGCUUAAUGAUAUUGUGCAGUUGCUUGUCAGGCAGAAGCUUCCUUCUGUUAAAGUUGUCAAAAGCAGAGACAAAGAAGCUGAGCUCUCAGACUCAGAUUCUGGCUGUGGUUCAACUCAGAGCGAGUGUGACAAGAGUUCCACUCACAGUGAGGUUGAGGCUCAAACUGCCAGCAACUCUGCGCAAACUGACACUGCAGAGCUCAUUGAUCCAGGCUUUGGAUUCUUCAAGAUCAACGAGCUAGUUGAUGCACGCGACUUAAACAUGGGAGCAUGGUUUGAAGCUCAGAUUGUAAAUAUCACAAAGACCACCAAAGCAUCGAAAGAGGAGGCUGCAGAGGCCCACCCAUCUGAGGAGGAGGAGAUACUGUACCAUGUAAAAUAUGAAGAUUACCCAGAGAAUGGGGUAAUCCAGCUGUUGGCAAAGGAUGUUCGACCUCGGGCGCGUACCGUUUACCAGUGGCAUCAGCUGGAGCCGGGAAUGAUUGUUAUGCUCAACUACAACCCAGACGAUCCCAAAGAACGUGGGUACUGGUAUGAUGCUGAGAUCCAGAGGAAGAGGGAGACGCGCACCAUCAGGGAAAUCUAUGCCAAAAUUAUUCUUGGUGAUGCUGGUGACUCUUUAAAUGACUGCCACAUUAUGUUCAUCACUGAAAUCUACAAAAUUGAGGAGCAUGGCUCUAGUGCUGAUGCUCCAGCUGGAUCUGAAAGCCCACUUAAAAGAUCAAAUGGACCGGAGUGCAAGCUCUGUAAAGAUGAUCCCAAAAAGAACUGUCGCUCGUGUAACUGCCACAUCUGCGGCAUCAAGCAGGAUCCUGAUAAACAGUUACUGUGUGACGAAUGUGACAUGGCCUAUCACAUAUAUUGCCUGAACCCACCGCUUACCUCCAUCCCUGAAGAUGAAGACUGGUACUGUCCAGGUUGUCGUAAUGACGCUAGUGAGGUUGUGUUAGCCGGAGAGAAGCUAAAAGAGAGCAAGAAGAAAUCAAAGAUGGCCUCUGCAACGUCCUCCAGCCAAAGGGACUGGGGCAAGGGAAUGGCCUGUGUGGGUCGUACCAAGGAGUGCACCAUUGUACCAUCUAACCACUACGGCCCAAUUCCUGGUGUUCCUGUGGGGUCCCUGUGGAAAUUCAGAGUGCAGGUCAGUGAGGCUGGCGUCCACAGGCCUCAUGUAGCAGGAAUUCACGGCAGGAGCAACGAUGGUGCUUACUCUCUGGUGCUGGCUGGAGGUUAUGAAGAUGAUGUGGAUGAUGGCAAUGAAUUUACCUACACUGGCUCUGGAGGACGUGAUCUUUCUGGGAAUAAAAGGACUGCUGAACAGUCAUGUGAUCAGACACUCACCCACAUGAACCGUGCUCUGGCUCUCAACUGCAAUGUCCAUUUAAAUGACAAAAAUGGAGCGGAGUCCAAGAACUGGAAAGGAGGCAAACCUGUCAGAGUUGUGCGCAACUGCAAGGGUCGCAAGCACAGUAAAUACUCUCCUGAGGAAGGAAACCGUUACGAUGGCAUUUACAAGGUGGUGAAGUACUGGCCUGCGAAAGGUAAAUCUGGGUUCUUGGUCUGGCGGUAUCUGCUAAAACGUGACGAUGACGAACCAGCGCCAUGGACAAGAGAUGGAAAGGAGCGCAUCAAGAAGCUGGGUCUGACCAUCCAGUACCCUGCUGGAUAUCAGAAGGAGAAGGAGAACAAAAAUGAAGUGGAGGAGGAGACGGCAACACCUAGCAAAGCAAAGAGGAAGAGAAAUUCUCAGGGCAGUGAAUCCACUAAAACCUCACCUGGCAAGACUCCUAAGAAAAUGAAGGUGGAGGUGUACAAACUUUCUAAGGAGCAGAAGACCCUCAUCAAGAAUGACAAGCUGAACAAAAAGUUGUGGGAUGAAGCCAUGGAGUCACUGUCACUUGGACCGAAAUUUUUGAAUAAGGUUGAGGAAGUUUUCCUCUGCAUUUGCUGCCAAGAAGUGGUCUUUCAGCCCAUCACCACAGAGUGUCAACACAAUGUCUGCAGGGAGUGCCUUCAGCGAUCCUUCAGAGCAGAUGUGUACACCUGCCCAGCCUGCAGACAUGACUUGGGGAAAAACUACUCCAUGACCGUCAACAAAUCUCUGCAAGAUAUUCUUACUCAGUUCUUCCCAGGGUACAGCAAUGGGCGAUGAUCUCCAGCUCUGUGCUGUCCUUGAGGAAAAUCAUAGUAACUGUAAGGGGAAUCUUCAGCUAAGGCAAUAAAGAAUCUGUUUCUCAUAAUAUAUUUUUAUGAUGAUAAAACUACAAUGUUUUUGGACUUUGGUGCUACAUAAUUUUUUUUUUUCCAACAUGCAUCUGCCCUGAGUGUAGCUGGUUACUGAUAUAUUUAUAGUGACUUUAACCUCCUGGUCCCCUUACUCUGUUAAUACUUUUAAACAGUUUUUAUUUACAUAUUGUUCUGGUGUUUUUAAUACAAGUGUCAGUUGUCUUGGUAAGUUUAGCAGAACUCCUCAGGAGGAUGUUAAGCCAUUUUAUUCAAAUUACCUGCCGAUUCUUUUGGAAAUUAUUCUGUUGUUGGCUUCGCUUAGCUGCAUUGAGUCGUCACUUUGGUUGCCUUAUUCAAUCUAGCCCUAGAUCUGGAAACUUGAUUGGCUUGGAUUGGUCUGACAGGAGAAUGUGUGUUCCCAUUAACUGUGUACUUCACUGUAUGUAGUAUGUCUGUACUUUGAAAGCCUUGUUUUUAUGAUGUGGCUUUUUCCCCAGGAACCGUAGAUGUUCCUUGAAUUUGCCCUGAUUUCUGACAUUGCAUUAGUGUUAAAAGACCUUUUAUAUUAUAAGGCAUUUCAUGCAAUCUCACACUGAACCUUUAAGGUUCAAUUAAAUCCUUUCCGUUUUUGUCUCAAAGAAACAUUUGUUUCAAAGGUGUCCUCAGAAUUGCGUCUUGGUCCAUUUGUAUUUUAUCCAUUUUUAUUACAUUUGUAUUUUAAGUUUCAACAUUUUGGGCCAAAAGCUGCUAAGAAUUUCUAUUAAAUUUAGUUAAUUUGAAUCCUUGGCAGAAUUGAAAUGGUUUCUAUUGAUGAGGUCCAAAAAGCAAAAGAAAGUUUGUGCUUAAUGUAGAACCUGUAGAACAGCUUUUUUUGCCCCUUUUAUUGACCUUAAUAAAGUUUAGAAAUUUAUUUUGCUGAAACUAAAACAUGUACAUUUAAUCUUGCUCCCAUCUGUUAGGCAUUUUUCAGUUAGAUUUUGUCUCCUGUAUUUUUUAAUCCAAUCUCUUCUGAAGAAAAAGCAGGAAAUACUUUCAUUGACUUGAAAUGUAGGUACAUGUCUGACACUGCUCCUGAAAAAUAACUUAAUACCAAAUCAACUAAUAAAUGACGUUUCUUUUACCACA
This is a messenger RNA of Cynoglossus semilaevis (tongue sole), 3704 nucleotides long. RefSeq names its product ubiquitin-like with PHD and ring finger domains 1 (gene uhrf1). Gene Ontology annotation, molecular function: ubiquitin protein ligase activity; protein binding. The record is from RefSeq and is a predicted model, not a curated record. The transcript is spliced from 17 exons. Gene Ontology annotation, biological process: negative regulation of gene expression via chromosomal CpG island methylation; protein ubiquitination. NCBI's taxonomy places the organism in Eukaryota, Metazoa, Chordata, Actinopteri, Pleuronectiformes, Cynoglossidae. The coding region runs from base 166 to 2505 and encodes 779 amino acids.